Staurois parvus is the source of this 729-nucleotide messenger RNA. NCBI's taxonomy places the organism in Eukaryota, Metazoa, Chordata, Amphibia, Anura, Ranidae. The record is from the annotation of a GenBank genome assembly.
GCUUCUUCGGACUCAGUGGCAGUUGAUGAGAAGUCACAUGACCUGUGCCGUUUCCGCCAGCAAAAACAUGUUUGUGUGUUUUCAGGUCACAUGUCAUCGGGACAUGACCGUCAGAUCCCGCUGCUGGAGGAAGUCUUCCAGAGAUUCCCGGAGAAACCCAUCAAUAUAGAAAUAAAGCGAGACUGCGACGAGCUGAUAAAGAAGGUGUCGGACUUGGUGAAGAAGUACCGAAGGACGGAGAGAACCAUCUGGGCCAGUACCAGCGAUCCAGUCAUGAAGAAAUGUCGAAAGGAGAACCCAGACAUGCCUUUCAUGUUCACACCCCGUCGAGGGAUCAUCCUCCUCAUCCUCUACUACACCGGCCUCCUUCCCUUCGUGCCGCUGCCAGAGGCCGUGGUGGAAACCUACAUGCCGUCCAUUAUAAACAGGACGUAUUUCCCCCACAAUGCGCUCAUGAGGAACCGGUUUCUGGUCCGUCUGCAGGACAAGUUAAUGAUGAGGAAAGGUCUCUUCCAGCACCUGCAGGCCCGGGGCAUUCAGGUCUACCUCUGGGUGUUGAACCAGGAGUCAGAUUUCCAGCGAGCCUUUGAUUGCGGGGCCACCGGCGUUAUGACAGAUUAUCCCUCCAAACUGCACCGCUUUAUACAGAAAUGUGAGGGGGAGCAGAGGGCCCGGGGCCCGGAACCCCAAGAGCCUGCAGCAGAAGAAGGGCAACAACAUCGAUGCUGA